ACCCCAAACCCCCUCUUCCCCCAACCCCAUCGAGUUUUAAGGUCUCCUUGCGCUGCUUUGCAAACAUAGAGAAAACAAAUCAAGGGUUUUUCUUAGGGAGAUAAAAGAGAGAGGGAUUGAGAACGAAGAGCUAAGCUGGAACAGUAAAAAAACCCCAACUUUGCUUGCCUUCUUUCUCUUUCUUUCUCUCCACAGAAUUGCUUCCCACCUCAGAGAGGGAGUUGGAGACAUUUGGAUUUUGUUUAUCCUUCUGUCUCCUCUACCCUCUCUUUGUUUGUUAAAUUGUUUUGAGCUAUUUUCUUCAUUUUUAUGUAUAUUUCAGUUCUCAAAUUUCUACUAAUUCACUGAUCGGUCACAAACAGAGAGUUUUUAAUAUGUUGAGUUAUUAAGAGAUUGCUUGUAUUGUAAAUCUACAGAGAGUGAAGUGAGUGUUAGUGGGUUGAUAUAUAUAUAUAUAGAGAGAAGAGAGAAGAAGAAAAAGUUGUUUACUUUGAUGAGUUUUGGGGGUUUUCUUGACAAUAACUCUGGUGGUGGCGGUGCAAGAAUCGUCGCUGAUAUCCCCUACGGCAAUAACAUGGCCGCCGGCGCAAUCUCUCACCCCCGCCUUGUCUCCCCUUCUCUGGCCAAGAACAUGUUCAGCUCCCCGGGCCUCUCCCUCGGCCUUCAGCAACCGAACAUAGAUAAUCAGGGAGAUCAUGGGACUGCAUUAGGCGAGAGUUUCGAGGCUAGUCUUGGUAGAAGAAGCAGAGAGGAGGAGCACGAGAGCAGAUCUGGAAGUGAUAACAUGGAGGGUGGCUCCGGUGACGACCAAGACGCCGCCGACAAUCCUCCCAGAAAGAAGAGAUACCACCGACACACUCCUCAGCAAAUCCAGGAACUUGAAGCUCUGUUCAAGGAUUGCCCUCAUCCCGAUGAGAAACAGAGAUUGGAACUUAGCAGAAGGCUUUGCUUGGAAACCAGACAGGUCAAGUUCUGGUUUCAAAAUCGACGAACCCAGAUGAAGACCCAAUUGGAACGCCAUGAGAACUCGUUGUUAAGGCAAGAUAACGACAAGCUCCGAGCCGAAAACAUGUCCAUUAGGGAUGCAAUGAGAAACCCGAUUUGCGCCAACUGCGGUGGACCGGCAAUAAUUGGCGACAUAUCCCUCGAAGAACAGCACCUUAGGAUUGAGAACGCCCGGUUAAAAGACGAGCUAGAUCGCGUCUGUGCACUCGCCGGAAAGUUCCUGGGUCGCCCCAUUUCGUCUCUGGUCACUUCUAUUGCACCUCAUAUCCCUAACUCAAGUCUUGAACUUGGUGUCGGUAGCAAUGGGUACGGCGGAUUAAGCACGGUCCCCGCAACAUUGCCGUUGGGACCCGAUUUCGGAGUCGGACUACCAAACCCUUUGCCAGCUCCGGUGGCCCCAAACAGACCAGGGGUAGGGCUGACCCCGUCAGAUAGAUCGAUGUUUCUGGAACUAGCCUUGGCUGCAAUGGACGAAUUGGUGAAAAUGGUACAAAUAGGUGAACCCCUCUGGAUUCGGAGCUUGGAGGGCGGACGAGAUGUAUUGAACUAUGAUGAAUACCUAAGGACAUUUACUCCUUGCAUUGGCCUGAAACCGAGUGGUUUUGUCAGCGAAGCUUCCAGGGAGACUGGUAUGGUCAUCAUCAACAGUUUAGCUCUUGUUGAAACUUUGAUGGAUUCGAAUCGAUGGGCGGAGAUGUUUCCUUGUAUGGUUGCCAGAACCUCUACUACUGAAGUGAUUUCCAGUGGCAUGGGAGGCACUAGAAAUGGUGCACUUCAACUUAUGCAUGCCGAGCUACAAGUGUUGUCUCCAUUGGUGCCGGUGAGGGAGGUUAGUUUCCUCCGGUUCUGCAAGCAGCACGCGGAGGGGGUGUGGGCGGUGGUUGAUGUGUCCAUCCGAGAAACUUCCAGUUCACCCUCAUUUAUAAACUGCCGGAGGCUUCCUUCUGGGUGUAUAGUUCAGGACAUGCCAAAUGGGUACUCAAAGGUUACGUGGGUUGAGCACGCAGAGUAUGAUGAAAGCCAAGUUCACCAGCUUUACCGACCACUACUAAGCUCCGGCAUGGGGUUCGGUGCUCAACGUUGGGUCGCCACCCUUCAACGCCAAUGCGAGUGCCUGGCUAUUCUCAUGUCUUCCAAUGUUUCCGCUAGAGAUCACUCAGCUAUAACUGCUGGUGGUCGACGGAGCAUGUUAAAGUUAGCGCAACGCAUGACUGACAACUUCUGUGCUGGUGUGUGCGCCUCGACUGUACACAAAUGGAACAAGCUGGAUGCCGGAAACGUGGACGAAGACGUUAGGGUUAUGACACGAAAGAGCAUUGAUGAUCCCGGGGAACCACCGGGCAUUGUAUUAAGCGCGGCAACUUCCGUAUGGCUGCCCGUCUCCCCUCAGCGGCUGUUUGAUUUCCUGCGUGACGAACGGCUAAGAAGCGAGUGGGACAUCCUAUCCAACGGCGGACCCAUGCAGGAAAUGGCCCACAUUGCCAAAGGCCAGGAUCACGGCAACUGCGUCUCCCUCCUCCGCGCCAGCGCGAUUAACCCGAACCAGAGCAGCAUGCUGAUAUUGCAAGAGACAUGCACAGAUGCGGCGGGGUCGCUUGUGGUGUACGCGCCCGUUGACAUUCCGGCCAUGCAUGUUGUGAUGAACGGUGGCGAUUCUGCCUACGUAGCACUCCUCCCUUCAGGGUUCGCUAUCGUCCCUGAUGGUCCAGGCUCGCGUGGGCCUACUCCUAAUGGUCCCGUUAAUGGCGGAGGAGGCGGCUCAGCAAGAGUGGGUGGGUCCUUACUGACGGUGGCUUUCCAGAUAUUGGUUAACAGUCUUCCAACGGCAAAGCUCACUGUGGAGUCGGUGGAGACGGUCAACAAUCUGAUAUCGUGCACCGUUCAGAAGAUAAAAGCUGCGCUUCAGUGUGAAAGUUGAGGGGCAGUCUUUUUUUCUCCUCUUUUUCUUUUUUCUUUGUACUGUCUUUUUUUACUUUAUAUACUAAUUUAAUUACGGUAUUUGUAAUGUAGUAGUGGUCGUGUUUAGGGUUCAUGAGUGAGUGUUUCUCGUGUGUGAAUCAGUGAGUUUGGGGUGUUGAGUCAAGAACGAACCGCGCGUAGAUGAGUCCUUGCCGGUGAUGAGUGAGUGAGUGCAAUGAAGCAAGGAUAGUGGUUCGGGUAUUGACUCAGGUCGACCCCAAUGUUGGUGGUGGGCUCAAACAGAAAGUCAAAAUGUCCAAAGAACAAAAUGUCAUUUUUAUUGAAGAGUGCUAAUUUUCAGUUAAUUAACGUUGCAUUUGUUAAUGAAUUGAAGACCCUGUU
Rubroshorea leprosula is the source of this 3306-nucleotide messenger RNA. The record is from the annotation of a GenBank genome assembly. NCBI's taxonomy places the organism in Eukaryota, Viridiplantae, Streptophyta, Magnoliopsida, Malvales, Dipterocarpaceae.